Racocetra persica is the source of this 804-nucleotide messenger RNA. Lineage: Eukaryota; Fungi; Glomeromycota; Glomeromycetes; Diversisporales; Gigasporaceae. The record is from the annotation of a GenBank genome assembly.
UAUAUCUUAUAUUUCAAGUUGUUACUGACGAACCAUUGAUUCAAUUAAUACGCGAAUACCUAAAUAGGAUUAAUAUUCCAGAUAUAGAAAUAUGUUGUAGUGAAAGCGAUAGCCAAAUAACCAAAUGUGUUUUUAUGUUUGAUAACUGGACUCAAACUGAAUUUAACAAUUGCACCAAGUAUAUUCAACGUUUUCGUAUAGAAAAUAACAUAUAUUGCUAUCUUUUUGAGAAUAAUUAUACCGAUUUUUUUGGCAACCCAAACACUAACCUUAUGGGACCAUGGGUGCAGAAUAUCGAUUUUUAUUUCAAAAUAAAUAAUAUUACCAACAUUACUUCCAGAUUCUUAUCUGUAGGUGCCAUUUCUGUGCAAUUAAUAAAUCCAAAUUUUAAUCUCUUAUGGAGAGGAAAAUCAGAAAAUACUGUAGAUUUAUAUGAGAGUCAAAUAAUAAAAUUGCAAAUGAAUACAUUUUCUGGUAUUCAAAAUAUGACAACUUUGAUUUAUUUUACAAAACAAACCAUCCAAACUAUUUUAUCUCAUGAUAUUUACGCAAUUUUUGGGAUGACUCCUAAUUAUUAUAAUAUAACUUAUUUAAAUGUUAUGCCAAGAUAUUUUUCAUUAUAUCCAAAUGAAAAUGUUUCCGCUAGGAAUUUUCAUGGCUACUUUAAUAUUGCUUUAAGUAGUUUUAUUCAUGAUGUGCAAUCUGAAAAGCUUCAAAAGACUAUUCUUGUUGUCUUGGGUUUGCUUGGUGGUGGUUUUGAGGAAUUUAUACCUAUCUUUUUGGACAGCCAAGAAAUAAUCCUUA